AUGUUGAUGGGCGAUCGUGUAGUUCCAAAAGCACGUUCCUUAUCUGGGUUUAAUAAUUCAACCAUUAUUACAAAGGGCGAGAUUGAACUAAGCACAUACGUAGAAGGGGACAACAAAGAAACAAAAUUUCAAGUGAAAGACAUGGAUAUGGCCUAUAAUGUGAUUCUUGGGAGGCCGUGGAUUCAUGAUAUGGAUGUUGUGCCAUCCACAUUACAUCAAGUUAUCAAAUUUCCUUCAAAAUGGGGAAUUCAACAAAUUCGAGGAGAUCAACAAACUUCAAGGAGCAUCAAUUCGGUGAUACAGCCAAGUCAAAAAGAUACGAGUGCAAGUCAAAAAGAUACUAGUACAAGUCAAAAAAAUGCGGGUGAGAAAAAUGCGGUAAAUCAAAUUUCAACAGAAAUUGUAUCAAAACAAACAGACGUGGACUCCAGACCAGAUGUAAUUCAAGAGCCAGAGGAGAACGAAAAUAUUAAAACAACGAAUGAGGAGCUUGAAGCUGUUCCACUAUUCGAACAAUGGCCAGAUAGAAGAAUUCAUAUCGGAGCAAGGAUAAAACCAGAUAUGAGAGGCCACAAAUUAUUAAGCUUUCUAGAUGCGUAUUCUGGUUACAAUCAAAUAAAAAUGGACCCCUUAGACGAAGAAAAAACUUCAUUUAUUACAAACAGGGGGACUUAUUAUUACAAAGUCAUGCCUUUUGGCUUGAAAAAUGUUGGAGCCACGUAUCAGAGGUUGGUGACCAAGAUGGUCCAAGAACACCUGGGGAAGAGGAUGGAAGUGUACAUUGAUGUUAUGUUGGUCAAAUCUACACAAGCGGAAGAUCAUUUUCAACAUCUUUCAACUACCUUCGAGAUCCUCCGCAGAUAUAAUAUGAAAUCGAACCCAAAAAAGUGCGCUUUUGGCGUAGCUUCAGGUAAGUUUCUAGGCUUUCUCGUAUCUAAUAGAGGAAUUGAAGUAAAUCCUGCACAGAUUAAAGCUAUUGAAGAAAUACCUGAUAUACUCACAAGCAAAAAAGAGGUACAAAGAUUGACAGGUGGGAUUGCAGCUCUGGGAAGAUUCAUUUCAAGAUCUUCAGAGAAAAGCUUUAAAUUCUUUUCAGUAUUGAAGAAGCAAAAUCAGUUUGAAUGA
Molecule: messenger RNA, 1125 nt
Organism: Nicotiana tabacum (common tobacco)
Lineage: Eukaryota; Viridiplantae; Streptophyta; Magnoliopsida; Solanales; Solanaceae
Source: RefSeq, a predicted model, not a curated record